Molecule: messenger RNA, 1775 nt
Organism: Sycon ciliatum
Lineage: Eukaryota; Metazoa; Porifera; Calcarea; Leucosolenida; Sycettidae
Exons: 1
Coding region: 38-1057 (339 amino acids)
Biological process (GO): lipid metabolic process
Source: RefSeq, a predicted model, not a curated record
AUCGCUAUCAACGGUUGGGAGGCUCCCUGCGCACCUGAUGACACGAAUUGUCCGUUCCAUCCCGAGAGUAUAUAAAGUGUUGAGGAAUGAACGAGCAAUCAGAUCUUACUUCUCCGCUAGAGUCACGAUGGCUCAGUCAACAAAGUUCCUCCGUCUGCUGGUGACGUUUGUGGUAGUGGUGGAGUUGUUAGAGACCAUUCACCUAGCCGAAGCGGGCAUUCUCGACAGGGUCAAGAAGUGCGGCAAAAACAAGAAGAGCGACUACGAGUAUGAUGGUACUCUGGCGAGAAAGAUGAUGGCAUACAGCGCCACGGCGUACGUCAAAGACCAUGCCCUGAUCCGGACCUGGUCCUGCUCGUUGUGCCAGGAGAACCUGGCUGGAUUCGAGCCGUUGACGGUGAUGGAAGACAAGGGUACGAGAGUUUCCUGCUACUCGGGGUAUGACGCUGCCCUGAAUGCCAAUGUUCUUGUCUUUCGGGGAACAACAAAAUCAGAUUUCAUAACCCACGUGCGUAAUUGGAUUACGAACAUAGAUUUCGUCCAAGUACGGCCCAACGCGCUGGGAGGAACGACGAAAAUACCAGGAUAUGUCCACAAAGGAUUCUACGUAGCAUACAAAAGCCUGCAAACCGAAGUUUUGUGUAACAUUAUGACACUGAAAGCUGCUCAUCCUGACGCCGAGCUGUACGUGACGGGGCAUUCCCUUGGAGGCGCUCUUGCCGUAAUGGCCACGAUCGACAUACGAGUCAGGGGAAUCUACACAAAUCCUAUCAUGAUCAACUUCGGUACGCCGCGUGUGGGAAACAGUUGUUUCGGGCAGUACUUCUCCAAAAAGGUCCCUCGCCGUAUCCGUGUGGCCCACCCAAAGGAUCCGGUCACCAAACUUCCGCCUCCAUGGCUAUUUUAUCGGCAUGUGGGCCGUAAAGUCUUGGACAAGUCCACGAACGACCAUCGCUCCUAUCUCGGGUUCGACAGCAUAUCAUCAAGACGUCGCCGCUCUCCUGAGCCAAUCUCCGACGGCAGCUCUGGUUUUAACAGUACCCUCAAGCAGCUUUGAUGUCACACAUUCUCGCCAGGGCCUGCUUUCACAGAGAAGACGUUUCUCAGGUAAUACUUUAAUUUGCAGCUAGAUUUAGAAUCGCCACCCAACAUGCAUCCCCUGCCGCUGGUGGCCCUCUUUAAAAGGACACUGAACCAAUCAAGCAAGAUUCAUGGGCUCUCAGCAUUGACCAGGGAUCGCCUGUGCGGACCUGCAACUCACCUCUUCUCUCGCACCUCCCCCCCCCCCCCCCACCACACUCCGUUCAACACCCUGGUGACAAUUCGCCGACGGACACCUUUAGCGCAAUCAAUGAUGUACAUGUACAUGUACGUUCUGCUGCUCUACUGCUUUUUCGGCUGCUCUACUUCUCACGGCCAAUCACAUAGCUAAUGUAGUCAUCACUUUCAUCUGCCUUCGCGCACACCACGUUCAGAUCAUCAGAUGUAUGAUUUCCCUCUUCAUCAUUCGGAGUACAUUGAGCAUGUUCUGCGCACUAGACCAUCAUUGCCCAUGCGCUAGUGAGUGCUGGUGGCAUAACAUCUGCAAAGUGUAUCGAUUUCUGCAUCGUACAUAAUAAUUAGACGCAACAUACACUGGUCUGCUUUUCGCUUGCAUUGCAUUGCUUAUCUUAUUAUUCUGUGUAGACUUCUAGUGCCCCCGCCUUUUUGUAGCACAAUCACCUAAACCAACAACAAAAACUUCUUUUAGGGACGUAUCCGUGUGUUUUUGGAAC